AGGGGGUAAAUAAAGCGAUUGGCGUUUACAGCUGGCCUGGUUCACUUGGAACGCAUUUUUGGCGGGAGAUUUGUGCAGCGGCAAACGGUCGCGAGCGCGUGGUUUGUGCAGCUAGAUUUUUGAAAAAUGUUACUUUAGCGAAUGUAAGCGAAUAACUGAUUCUAGAAGAGAUUGAAAACCAGCCACAAAUCCGCACCGAUUGAUUCGCGUUCCUUCUUCUUUCUCGUUCAAGUGCAGGCCAAACAUCUGGUCGCGACACUUUUGAAUUAUGCGCAUGCCUAACGACUGUCCCCAUCCGUAGUAGGCAUGUGCCGUGUGCCAGGGGAAAAUACGGUCUGGGACGGAGAACUAAAAACAAAUCCGCCGCCCAAGUGCAACCACCUGCUAUCGAUAACCCCGUGUUGGGGCAGCAGGUGUAGUUAGUGGUGUAUACGCGAGCCCUGGUCAGUCAGUCAUCGAGGACAAGUGGCCCCAAAAUGACGAAUGGAUACAAGCACCUCUAUUCAGUGAUCACAUUUGCCAUCUUUCUACUCGUAAUAAAUUUCUACAAAAACCGUGUUAACCUGAACCGUGAACGGGAGGCUUCGUUUCGGGCGGCGUCAAAGCUGAAACGUGCCGGAGUUCUGAACAAACCGCUUCCACUCGAUGUGGAAGGAGAGGAUUUCUACUUCGGGCUGGAGCAGCCAGACGAUGACGAUGAGCGUGUGGUGGAGAUGCCUUCUUCCGGAAUGACGGUGGACCGACUUGUUCCGCACUGUCUGGAGGUGGACAUAUUCUUCCUUCAACCAGGUGGCCAGGAUUCCAGGCCAAAGUCAAGUCGUAGCGGAUGGGGAAGAAGUGUGCGCCGUGCCAAGCCUCAUGAACGGAUCACCAGCAAGGACAUGGCCCCCGGCGAUCAACAAUCUACGUCACCGACCUCGAUGUACGUUUUUCUCUCUGUACUGCUGAUACUGGUGUUCGCGGCCUGUGUCGACAUCGCCAAGCAUCUUACGACAUCCGGUCGCAAUGGCACUCCAACGGACGCCCAGCGAAGACUGUCGCUGCAGAACUACAAGGCGCUGAUAAGGGAAAAGCAAAAGCAGUUCCGGAUGAUGAAGCAACACUGUUCGCAACCAUCGAUGAGUAUCCAGCGCUCGAUCGAUGAGUCCUCCAUACCUGCCGGUCCACAUACACCCUAUCCGGGGUACGGUGCAGGUGCUGGCUACACGCGAACGAACGAUUGGACCACCAAGACCGGUCCUAGCACAUCUUCGGUGCCUCCGCCGUUGUUAAGACGACAAUCGGUGCCAACGUUGAUGCGUUCGCAGCCUUCUACCUUGGGCAGUAACGUUGGGUUUCGAAACGUAGUAGCAGCACCGACCGUUGCUGCUCCCCCGGCCUACUUUGCACGACGAACAUCUGUGGAUUCAUUCUGGGAUGGCGAUCAUCUGGGUAAGACCGGCACAGUAUCUCAGCAACUUGGUAACGGUUCAUCACCGGAAGUGAGACGACGCGUACGCAUGCUACACCGCCACUAAGAGCGGAUUGUAAAACCAUUUUGCCCAUUCUGAGGAAGACAAGUCCGUCGAAAACGGAGAAUCAAGUAUCGGGAGGACUUCUAAGAAGCUUCCGAACGUUGGUAGAUGUAUAUUUACAUCGUGUACGAAUGUUUUAGAACUGUUUUGAUGUGAUCUCUUUAUAGCACUAAGAACCUAUGAACUCGCUUAUCACGUGGCCCACGGCGGUCAGUAGUGACUCGACGUAAUGCUGAUACAAUCGUGACCAUACUUUCUACCUUCUAGAUGUGAAUGUAAGGAUGUGAAAAUUUAUAUUUAUACUUGCUAGCCAUUUAAAAUAGAACUUUUUGAACUGAAUCUGAACUCUGCAAGCACACACACAUACACAGCCUGAACCCUGCUAGAAGGCUGAAUUUUAGAAAAGUAUAAAUUUUGAAUAACUUGAGUGUUUUUAAACAAAUUCAAUAAGGAUUCAACUAAUACAAGGAGAAGUUAAUGUGGGUUAGAAACGCCAUGAUGUGAAGAACGAAGCACAUCCAUAGUUUAACACCGAUUACAAGCGUCGUAACAUUAAAUCGAUCCACUCAGCGCUAUCUCUAGCACCAUGGGAAUCUCCCACAGCUGUGCGAGGUAUGUAAUUAGGAGCGAAAUUGAUUUUAGACCGCAACGUAGCUGGUGGAAAACUAAGCGAGCGAGGCCAGAGUCCUAGAUUGUUCCACUGAAACCGUGCUGUCGUGGAUUCCGAAUACCAGUCGAAU
This is a messenger RNA of Anopheles darlingi, 2254 nucleotides long. RefSeq lists its product as uncharacterized. The transcript has 2 exons. Bases 477 to 1517 code for a protein of 346 amino acids. The record is from RefSeq and is a predicted model, not a curated record. NCBI's taxonomy places the organism in Eukaryota, Metazoa, Arthropoda, Insecta, Diptera, Culicidae.